GUGGUAGGCGAGAUGCUCCACCGUAGGGCCUCCUAGCAUCUGCUCCCUUUUCUAUAGGUAAUCUAGUUUUUCGACCCCUUUCUGUCCCUUUUUUACGUGUUUUUCAAUCCGUUUUACCCCAAAGUUUUCCUUAGUGAUAGUUUUGUGUGGUGAAACUGAGUUUUGAGCCAGUUAAACCAUCGAAUACCCACCUGGAACGCCCCCACUGGUAUGACGACCAUUUGGUGAUCUAAGCAGUUGGAUAACACUAUACACAGGAUGGACUCCUCACUCCUCACCCCCUUCCUGGCGGUAGCCCUGCUCCUGACCCUGAGCUCGGCGGCCCUCUACGACCCGGCGCUCACCUCGAGCGACUCGCAGAUCGCCCCCGACGUCCGCGUCGACUGCAGCGGCAACGAGAUCUCGGUGGCCAUCGACACGGCGAGCCCGCUCUUCAACGGGAUGAUCUACCCGAAGGGCCUCUCCAAGAACUCCUCCUGCAUGGCCGAGUUCUACGACAACCAGUCCCCCGUCGUCUACAAGCUCCCGCUCCGCUCGUGCAACACCAUGUCCACCCAGCUGGACGACGGCAGCGUCGAGUACUUCAACACCAUCGUCGUCCAGCCGCACCGGAAGCUGGUGACGAACCAGGGCCGCGGCUUCCACAUCCGGUGCCGCUACCAGAUCCGCGACAAGACCAUCUCCAACGACGUCAACGUCAACACCCUCGAGCCGACCAUGCUCCACGCCACGGCCCCCAUGCCCGGCAGCGCCAUGAAGAUCUUCUACGGCGACCCCACCGGCAAGGAGGUCGCCGAGAACGUCAAGAUCGGCGACCCUCUCACGCUCGUCGUCUCCAUCGACGCGCAAGAAGCCUUCGGGCUCCGCGUCACGGACUGUCUCGUGCGUGACGGGCUCGGCUGGGGCGAGCAGAAACUCGUCGACAAAGACGGCUGCCCCGUGGACCCCGAGAUCAUGGGUCCGUUCAAAUACAGCCCCAACAUGACAACUGCUUCCGUCACCUUCCAGGCUCAUAAAUUCCCCUACACCGCGUCCGUGUACUACCAAUGUAACGUCCAGCUUUGUGUGAAGACCGACGGUAGCUGCGACCAGGUCCCCGACUGUAGCCGACCUAGAGGGAUGCGUCAACGACGAGAAGACAGCGGGAAAGAGGAACAGGGGCGCAUCACCCCCAUUGAGGUCUACAGUGGUCUCUACGUCAACGAAGCCACCGAUCUUGGGAAAUCUGACCAAUACGACCUCACGGUUGAGGCUGAUCCUCUGGACGACCCGUACAAUAUCUGUGUCUCCCAGAGGAGCUUCGCCAUUGGUAUCGCCAUCGCUGGUCUCGUCUUGAUGUUGCUCACCGUCCUCGCGGUUCUCAUCCUGCUCACCAGGAAGCGCUCGCAUAAGGAUAUCUCCACAACCGGCAGUUCCAUAUAUAGUGGACCGUACACUAACACCGCUUACAGCCGUAGUAGUUAGACUGUGAUUUUCUACCUAUGCCACGCAUACUUUCUUUAAAUCUGGGCCACAUUUUUUAAUCGAGGGAUCGCUAUUUUUGGCUCGUUUUGAAAAAUGAUAUUGGUUUUUCCUAUGCAGGCGAAUGAGUCGGAAAUAGUGGUUUUUUGUUGCAACAUGUGAUCCUUUUAGGUUUAAGUUUCGAGUCUUUCGUGGGUAUGGAUUGCCACCCGAUGUUGGAUAAUGCUAUAUCAUGAAGUUUUGUGUUCGGUGCUUUGCUUUGGUGUGCCAAAGGCAGAAGGUCAAGGAAACCAUAGGUUGAGAAGUGAAUAUUCAACUUCGGCCUCUUUUUUUAUCCUUCCACAAAAGGAUAGGAAAGGGGUGACUGAAAGGUAAUUUGAUUUGAUUUUUAAAUUAAGAUUGAGGAAGAAGCCUACGUCCGUACAUUGUAUGUCGCGAAAAGUAUCAAAGGAUCUGUUUGAAAUUUUAAGCAUGAACACUGACAAAGAAUCAACUGCCAUAGAUUAUAAAAAUACCGGUGAGUUCGUUUUGAACUUAUUUUCCUAAAACCUUAAGCAGUUUAAAUGUUUUAAUAUUUCAAGUUGUUUAAAUUUUUAGACUUUGAAAGGAGCGAAUGAGUUCCGAAGAGUUUAUGCAAUUUUUUUAAUGUUUUUUAUUUCCGGAAAUAUUAUCACAAAUUGUUUGUAUUAUACAAUGCCUCGCACCACCCAUCAGUCAUUCUAACACAGCUAUGAUAUAGAUAAAAAGGUCUUCUUUUUCUGGCCUUUCUUUCCAACUUCCUCAGUUCGAAUACUGUUCAAUGUUCUGUUCAUUCGGAGCAGCUGCCUGAUAAUUGUACAUGGCAUCGGACACUUUUGGCUUUUAAAUCGAAUUGAAAUAUUAUCAAACUUGCAUUUGCUGUCUUAUUCGUACUCCUUUUCAAAACAAUAUUUUCUUUUUUAUUGUGAAACGUUUAUAUCAAGUAUUUUUCUUGUAACAAACAUGUGAUAUUACUUUUAUUUAAUUCAAUUCCAGAAGAAAUAAUUUUCAAAUCUCUUUGCUUUCACCAAAAUAUUCUUAAUUUUGUAUGGAAUUUCACAAGAUUUACGAAAAAAUAAUUCAUUUCUUUGAAACGGAAUCUCCAAUUUUACAUCGUCAUGCAUUCUAGUCACAAUAUUUAGAUUAUUUUAUUUCUUUUGAAUUUAUUUAGUAUUCUCACAAAAUUGUCCUGGUAUGCGUUAUCCUCCCGUCAUGGUGGUCAUCUUUAGGUGAAAGGGUUCUUAAUUUACUAUCUCUCCUAUUCUUCGUAGUCUAAGCGUAUGUGCAGAGCCUUCCACCAAGCUUUUGAAAGUACUUAAUUUAAUAAACUUUUAAUGCGACUAAUAAUGUUAACUUCACGAACUUGAAUUCCUUCAUGUAAAUACUCGAUAAUUCCUAAGAACUCCGUCCAUUUAGUAUUUAAGGUACACAGUGCCCAAUUUUUUCAUGGUAUUUUCAAUUGCAAUGACGCAUAAAAUGAUCGAUAGUAUAACUUCAAGAUAAAGCACAAACUAAAUAAUGGAUCGAGAAUCGAGUAGAAAUGCGUGGCUUUAUCUUUGUCUUCUCUUUUAAUCAUGCAGUUGACUGACCAUUCAUAGACGAUAAAAAAUGACCUCUUCUCGAACAAUAGAUUACCUGGAAAUGUUUUCGAUAAUUUUUUUUACUGUCCAAGCAUAAUAUAGCAUCACGUGUCCUUUCCUAACUUAUGUGAUUAGUUUAAGUAAACAUUUAUGCAAUAAUUUAAUUUUAUUUGUACUGACUUACUUGCUAAAACUUUUUUUCUCUUAAAUAAAUAUGUUCAUUUAUUUUUAAAA
Messenger RNA from Bemisia tabaci, 3293 nucleotides. It is a transcript of the gene pio, whose product is annotated as zona pellucida domain-containing protein piopio. The record is from RefSeq and is a predicted model, not a curated record. Lineage: Eukaryota; Metazoa; Arthropoda; Insecta; Hemiptera; Aleyrodidae.